Molecule: messenger RNA, 1710 nt
Organism: Arachis duranensis
Lineage: Eukaryota; Viridiplantae; Streptophyta; Magnoliopsida; Fabales; Fabaceae
Product: plant intracellular Ras-group-related LRR protein 9-like
Exons: 3
Coding region: 27-1610 (527 amino acids)
Molecular function (GO): protein binding
Source: RefSeq, a predicted model, not a curated record
AUCUCUGAACCUACAUUUGUCUCACCAUGACCAUGGAUCCCCACCCAGGAAACUUCCCGAUCCUCUCCUACGUCAUGUCCCGCCUCCCUUCCUUCAGUCCAAGAACCUCAACCUCCCCCACUAAUGCCACCAAUUCCCAAUCCCAAUUCGACAUUGAACAACCCCACCCUCACCUCUCUUCCCCUUCUUCUUCCCACCACCGCCACUCCGAGAUCAUAGGUCAGAUGCCUCAGCUAACUGACCCCGCCCUCCUCGCUUCCAUGACACGUGCCAUCGCCGACGUCUCCCAAGCCCGACAGGUCCUCAAGCUCAUCGGCGAGCGCCCUACACACGAGGAGAUCGACAAUGCUAAGACCAAGCUUGCUGACAUCGACGCCCACCUCAACCGCCAGCUGGAGGAGAUCGUCGCCCUCCAAAUGCCCCCGGAGUCUUCCCCUGCCACGUGGCGUGACCACAUUGCUCAGAGGGAAAAGGAGUGCAAGGACGCCGCGGAGCAAGAGAUGAGAAUGUAUAAGUCCCUCAUACAGUUGGAAGAGAUGCAUGCUGCGUACCAGAAGUUGCUCAGCGAUGCGGAAAAGAGGUUGGUCAAGAUUUAUGAGAAGGGAAAGGAGGACGACGACGAUGACGAUGGUGCUGGUGGAGGGGAUGAGGUCAAUGAAGAAGUUAACUGGAUACUGGAGGAGGCUAAUGUGAAAGGUGUCGAGAGAGUUGACCUUUCUGGCCGCCACCUCAAGCUUCUACCGGUGGGAUUUGGACGUGUUCAGAGCUUGGUGGUGCUCCUUCUUUCUGGCAACCAGCUUUCGGUAAUUCCGGAAUCAAUAGGUGGAUUGGAAAAUCUCGAAGAGCUUAACGUGUCAUCAAAUGUUUUGGAGUCACUACCAGAGUCGAUUGGCUUGUUACAGAAGCUUAAAAUCCUCAACGUAUCUACAAACAAGCUAACUGCCCUUCCUGAUUCCAUCUGUAAGUGCAGGUCUUUGGUGGAGCUAGAUGCGAGCUUUAACAAUCUAGGAUAUUUGCCAACUAACAUUGGAUAUGAAUUACAGAGCUUACAGAAGCUUUCAGUUCAAUUGAACAAGCUCCGUUCCCUCCCCUCAUCCAUAUGUGAGAUGCAGUCCUUGCGCUACCUCGAUGCUCACUUCAAUGAGCUAAAUGGCCUUCCAAAGGCAAUAGGGAAAUUAACCAAUCUUGAAAUUCUCAACCUUGGCAGUAACUUCAGCGACCUCCAAGAACUUCCAGAGACAUUUGGUGAUCUGAUUAACCUCAGGGAAUUGGACAUCAGCAACAACCAGAUUCAUCAGCUCCCCGAUACAUUCGGCAGCCUUCAUUACUUGACCAAGCUUAACUUAGAGCAGAACCCUCUUGAAUUGCCACCAAAGGAGAUUGUAGGUCAAGGUGUGCAAGCCAUAAAGACUUUCAUGGCCAAAAGGUGGAUUGAUAAAAUGGAAGAAGAAAGACAAAGCAAGCUGCAGGAAGCACAAGAACAAGCAGAUAACGGAUGGUUAACACGAAGCACUUCCUGGUUGAAGAAUGCAUCUACCAAUGUAAGUGAGAUUCUUGGAAAUAUAUCCCCUAAAACUCCGAAAGAUCCUUAUCUCAAUCAGCAGCUAUAAACUUAUUAAGAGGCAUUCCAUGAAAUUUUGGGAACUUUCUGUCAACACUUGUUACUAUCUAUUGCUAAUCAGUUAUUGCUGUUGGUGUUGGUGCAUCCUU